Vitrella brassicaformis is the source of this 2028-nucleotide messenger RNA. The record is from the annotation of a GenBank genome assembly. NCBI's taxonomy places the organism in Eukaryota, Vitrellaceae.
AUGACACAGCAACGACCGGCGUCGACUAUUACACGGUGAGGCAGACGCUCUCAAUACGGACUGCUUGUCGCAUGAUCUCGAUUCACUUUAGAUCUGUGUGGUGUCGGACUUUCACCUGCGAUCGCCACGGUCAGUGAGUGCGCUCAUUCAUCGGGCGGGCGUGCGACUAAGCGCAUAGCUUGGUCCAUUCAUUUGUCGUGCAGGUCACAGCAGGCCGGGACUCUGAAGGUCGUCAACGACUUCUUCGAGAGACACGCGGAUCCCAACUACAUCAAAAAGAAGAAACUUGCCCAUGUCGUCUUCCUCGGCGAUGUGUUCGAGUGCUGGCUCACCCCAUUGGAUGAGGAGUGUCCCACAAUGGAGCAGCAGCUUACGGAUGAGAACGAGAAAUACGGAGUUGCGUUCCCUGGUAGGUCAGACAGGCGUUUUCUUCACACAAACUUUGUCCAUGUGUGUACAUAUUGAAUGAAUACAGACAUCAUCCAGAAGAUAAAGCGGAUCCACACCGAGGGCGGCGCUACUGUGUGGAUCAUGAGAGGUGGAGACACGCGAAACAUAUACAUAGAUACACCCAUACAGACAGAAGAAAAGUAUGCGCCGCGCCUUUCUUUCCUCCCUCCCUCCCUCCCUCCCUCCCCCCCUCCCUCCCUCAGGCAACCACGACGACCGGCUCGACCGAGGGCUGGUCGAGGAGCUCUUCGGUACGUACGUCGGUACAUGCACGCACGGGGAUGAUGCAUGGAAGGAACCCACCGAUUCUCGCUGCAUGCACUCUGCGUAUUUGUGUCUGUGUGUGCGUGUGCGUGUGCGUGUGAGUAUGUGUAGGAGAAGAUGUCAACUACCUUGAAGAUCAGAUCGGCUUUCCGUCUGUAAGGGACAUAGGAAGGCCCGCAAGACACAGAGACAUAUAUACCUAUAACAGCCCGUAUGUAUCGUAUGUAUGUAUGUAUGUGUCUGUUUCCUUGUUUUUCUUUUUUGCAGAAGGACAAUCCUCUCGUCAAGAUGGAGCACGGCCAUCUGAAUGAUUUGUUCAAUCGUCCUGACCCGUACGGGCGUCCCACAUACGGCGAAUACAUCACCAGGUGCCAGGCUGACGCAUGGGUGCACCACCGGAACGAAGCCGAUCAGCCGCAAAGCACAAAGGAUGCCGCAGAACAAGGAGUAAACGCGAAGCAAUUGCAAAAUGGUCGCAUGAGAUCCUCGCAAUCUGUGUGUGUCUCCGUCUCUCUCUCUCUCUGUGUGUGUGUGUGUGUGUGUGUGUGUCUAUUUGUGUUUAUGUGUGCCACGAUCGAUGCAUAUAAAAGAAAGAGAAAGUCAAAUGGGCCUGGUUGCUGCCUGAGGCGACCAAUACCUGGCUUAAGGAGGCUGCGGGCGCUUCAUCAUUCCCUGUGUACAGCGAGACGUUCCGCGGGGGUAUCAGGCUGCUCCGGCGCUCGUGGAUUGGGCGAUUUCUGUCGGGCAAAUACAUGCACAGCAUGUACGCACGCACACACGCCUAUGACUGUAAUCAGAACCAUUUCCUUGGACUUGGACUUCGUUGUCUGCAUUCGCACAUACAUACAGCAUCGAGAAUGGCUUCCACAACCUCGCGUGAGUGCCCACCAACAAACAGGGCACGCCACUACUACUACGCCAUUCUCUCUCUCUCUCUCCCUCUCUCUCUCGCUCUCUGUGUGUCUGUGUGUGUGUGUGUGUGUGUGCGCGCAUCUUCCAGCAAGAGCGUGAUACUGGGCGACUGCAAAUUUGACAAGGAGACACCGGAUGACAAAUUGAAGCAGAUCAUUUUCAAAGGCCAGGUAAGUACUUGGGUGAUCCUGAACAGCUAUCUCAUCCUUCGCAUGUCUCUCUCAUGUGGAAUGAAUGACAUAGCGCGAGGUCAAGAACCAGGAUGGCACGAGCGGGUCCACACCCUUGAUGCCCGACGAAAACAUGUACGACAUCAUCAACAGAUACGCGACGCUGCCGGGAGAUUUCCACACGAAGGGUUCGCUGUCGGAGGACUACAUCAAGGAGCUGCUCAUCGGGUAA